Cylindrotheca closterium is the source of this 699-nucleotide messenger RNA. The record is from the annotation of a GenBank genome assembly. NCBI's taxonomy places the organism in Eukaryota, Bacillariophyta, Bacillariophyceae, Bacillariales, Bacillariaceae.
AUGUUUUCAGACUAUCAUCGACCGCGCCAAGAACGACAUACGAUUUCGAAAAACAACCAACUCAACCAUGCUACAAAGAAGCUGAGGCAACGAUUGUGCUUUGGCUUAGUAUUGGCUUUCUUCAUCUGCUGUAUAUGUGCCUCUGUUCUACUGAACCCAUCAACACUUGAAUAUGAUUCAUCUGCGCUAAUCUUUUGGAUGGAGAACAGCACGGGUACUUUUGGUGCCUCGCAAAGAAGCACCAACAACCCCGAUGACAAUCAUCUCAUUGACGAUUUCAGUUCCAGCUUCAGAAUAAUUAAGGCAGACAAUAAUAAUGGUUCAUCAGCCACCAACGCGCAGAUUGAACUGCUCCGCCCCACUGGUCGAAUGGUAUAUUCCUAUGUCCGAGGAGACCGUUCCGGAGCUGCCAUUCAAGACAUGCUCAUGGCGCAUGCCUUUGCCUUUUCCAGAGGUCAAAGAUACGGAGGAGCUUGUCAACGAAGGGAGUUUAAGGAUUAUGUCAUUCAACCCCGCAGGGAUUUACUUCGGAUCCUAGGACUGGAAUCCGAAAUGCCCUUUCAAUGCUCCUCCACCGGUAAACUCAUGAAUCGCGCCAAGUAUACCCAGCAAGAUACCGGUAUUUUCACACCCAAGUAUCUGAAGUACAUGCAUGCUGUCAUGAUGAUGGAGAAGCAGCAGCAGCAGCAGCAGUCAUAA